Messenger RNA from Tarenaya hassleriana, 494 nucleotides. Its product is annotated as exocyst complex component EXO84C-like. Lineage: Eukaryota; Viridiplantae; Streptophyta; Magnoliopsida; Brassicales; Cleomaceae. The transcript is spliced from 3 exons. Gene Ontology annotation, biological process: exocytosis; intracellular protein localization; Golgi to plasma membrane transport. The record is from RefSeq and is a predicted model, not a curated record. Gene Ontology annotation, cellular component: exocyst. The coding region runs from base 114 to 494 and encodes 126 amino acids.
CCCCUUUCGUCACUCGCUUGGUUUCUUUCUAUUCUAGUCUAGUCUUCCUCAACAACAAAAGCGACACUUCUGUGAGAAGCUGCAGGAGCACGGAGGGAGAGAGAGAGAGAGAAAUGGAAAGCAGCGAGGAAGAGGACGACUUCCCAUCGAUCGAAAGCAUCAUUCCUCAGUCGAAGAUCGAUUCCGUUCAUCAGUCGCUCACCGAAAAGGGAAUUAGAAAGCUGUGCUGUGAGCUCUUGGAUUUGAAGGAUGCGGUGGAAAAUUUGUGUGGCGAUAUGCGAACAAAGUAUCUGGCUUUCUUGAGAAUAUCUGAAGAAGCUGUGGAGAUGGAGCAUGAGUUGGUUGAGCUACGGAAACAUAUUUCUGCUCAGGGGUUCCUUGUUCAGGAUCUGAUGACUGGAGUGUGCCGUGAAAUGGAUGAUUGGAACCGAUCUACUGACGGUGCAGAUGAAGUUCAGCAAUCUAUCUCUAUCCUCAUGUGGACCGCUGUGUAA